Molecule: messenger RNA, 2595 nt
Organism: Oryza sativa Japonica Group (Japanese rice)
Lineage: Eukaryota; Viridiplantae; Streptophyta; Magnoliopsida; Poales; Poaceae
Product: protein NRT1/ PTR FAMILY 4.4
Biological process (GO): transmembrane transport
Cellular component (GO): membrane
Molecular function (GO): transmembrane transporter activity
Source: RefSeq, a predicted model, not a curated record
AUGUUGCCUGAAUUUUACCAAGGCCAGCACACACAUCACACUACCACUGAUGAUAGUGUGCUCUUGGUGAGGCCUCCAAGAAGUUGCCUGACCACACAAGCACAAAGCAAGCACUAUCACCAAAAGGAUCAGAGAAGAAACUGAUAUCACUAUCUGAUCAGUGUAGCAUUGCAGCCUCUCUUCUUGGUAGGAGUGAGCUAGCACAGUGAAGAGCUAAUUAAGCCAUUUGUGUGAGCUUGCGUUGAGUGAGCUCUGAGCUAAUAUGGAUGUUGAGUCAAGGCAAGGCCCCAAGGGUGGUGACACCAUGGCUGCCUCCGAGGUCUCCGUGGACUGGAGGGGCAGGCCUUGCGGCUCUCGCAAGCAUGGCGGCAUGAAAGCGGCCGUCUUUGUGCUAGGGAUCCAGGCGUUCGAGAUGAUGGCGAUCGCGGCGGUGGGGAACAACCUGAUCACCUACGUCUUCAACGAGAUGCACUACCCGCUGUCAAAGUCGGCCAACAUCGUGACCAACUUCAUUGGCACCGUCUUCCUCCUCUCCCUCCUCGGUGGCUUCCUCUCCGACUCCUACCUCGGAAGCUUCUGGACCAUGCUCAUCUUCGGCUUCGUCGAGCUCUCCGGGUUCAUACUGCUGGCCGUGCAGGCGCACCUGCCGCAGCUGCGGCCGCCGGCGUGCGACAUGAUGGCGGCGGCGGCGGCGGAGGGGGGAUGCGAGGAGGCGAGCGGGGUGAAGGCGGGGAUCUUCUUCGCGGCGCUGUACCUGGUGGCGCUGGGGAGCGGGUGCCUCAAGCCCAACAUCAUCGCGCACGGCGCCGACCAGUUCCGGCGCGGCGGCGGCGGCGGCGGCGACGGCGAUGGCGACGAUGGCGGCGACGGGAAGCGGCUGUCGAGCUACUUCAACGCGGCCUACUUCAGCUUCUGCGUGGGGGAGCUGGUGGCGCUGACGGUGCUGGUGUGGGUGCAGACGAGGUCGGGGAUGGACGUGGGGUUCGGGGUGUCGGCGGCCGCCAUGGCCGUGGGGCUGGUCAGCCUCGUCGCCGGCGUCUUCUUCUACCGGAACAAGCCGCCGCAGGGCAGCAUCUUCAUGCCCAUCGCCAAGGUUUUCGUCGCGGCGGUAACCAAGAGGAAACAAGUGUGCCCAUCAUCAUCGUCGACGACAGCCGCCUCGCAUGCUGUGAUCCCCGCCACCGGUGCCGCCCCUGUCCACCGCAUCAACAAAUUCAGGUUCUUGGACAAGGCGUGCGUGAAGGUUCAGGACGGCCAUGGCGGCGGCGGCGACGGGGGGAAGGAGAGCGUGUGGCCGCCGUGCACGCCGGCGGAGGUGGAGCAGGUGAAGGUGCUACUGUGCGUGGUGCCCAUCUUCGCGUGCACCAUCGUCUUCAACACCAUCCUGGCGCAGCUGCAGACGUUCUCCGUGCAGCAGGGCUCCGCCAUGGACACCCGCAUCGGCGGCGGCGGCGGCGGCGCCGCCUUCCACAUCCCGCCGGCGUCGCUGCAGGCCAUCCCCUACCUCGUCCUCAUCGCGCUGGUGCCGGCGUACGAGGCGUGCUUCGUGCCGGCCAUGCGCCGCGCCACGGGCGUGGACACCGGCAUCACCCCGCUCCAGCGGAUCGGGGUCGGCCUCUUCGCCGUCACCUUCUCCAUGGUCGCCGCCGCGCUCGUCGAGGCACACCGCCGCCGCCACGCCGGCGACGGGCUCCUCUCCAUCUUCUGGAUCGCGCCGCAGUUCCUGGUGUUCGGCGUGUCCGAGAUGUUCACCGCCGUGGGGCUCAUCGAGUUCUUCUACAAGCAGUCGCUCUCCGGCAUGCAGGCCUUCCUCACCUCAAUGACCUACUGCUCCUACUCCUUCGGCUUCUACCUCAGCUCCCUCCUCGUCUCGCUCGUCAACAAGGUCACCUCGGGCGACGGCGCCGGCGCCGGCGGCGGCGGCUGGCUCAGCGACAACGACCUCAACAAGGACAGGCUCGACCUCUUCUACUGGCUCCUCGCCGGGCUCAGCCUCCUCAACUUCUUCAACUACCUCUUCUGGUCGAGGUGGUACUCCAAGAGUGUGGAGACGACCGUGCAGGUCGCCGGAGUUGGAGGAGAAGGCGGCGGCGGCGAGCAGCAGGAGGAGAAGGGUGUUGACGAGGUCAACAUGGGUCACUGACAUGUGGGUUCGAACCGCACGUCUAGUAUAUUAGGUGGAUUAUUAAUCAUUUAACCUAGUCUUAACCUUUUUUUUAUGGUUUUUCCUUGUAUGGAAAAAUAUUAGUAAGGGUGGAUGUAUAUGAGUCCCCACCUAAUUAAGGAGAGUGUGUGUGAUGUAUAAAUUAAUUAAUCAAAAGGGAUUAGGUGAUUAUUACUUAGUAAUGAUCCCUGAUUAGGUCAAGUCAAAAGGUAGUAGUUCUGAGUUUGACUCUGCAAGGAUGCAAGAGUAGUGGUAUUUGGGUAGGGAUCAAGUGAUCAAGUACGUAUCUAGUCCUUUUCUUUAAUGAUAAGGAGCUAGUAUAUAUCUAUGUACUUUAUAUAUGUAGCUAUCAUGUAAAUGACAAAAGGAUUUGCCAUAAAAGCAAAGUACUGAUAAUAGUUGGUGCAAAAAAUACUUUCACUGUUGAUCAA